Messenger RNA from Saccostrea cuccullata (small rock oyster), 621 nucleotides. RefSeq names its product perlucin-like protein. The transcript is spliced from 5 exons. The record is from RefSeq and is a predicted model, not a curated record. The coding region runs from base 1 to 597 and encodes 198 amino acids. NCBI's taxonomy places the organism in Eukaryota, Metazoa, Mollusca, Bivalvia, Ostreida, Ostreidae. Gene Ontology annotation, molecular function: signaling receptor activity.
AUGGAUAGAGAGUUACCUUGCUAUAGAGUCGGGAGUAAAGAUCUUUACUUCGCGGGAAUGUUACUGCCGCAGGACACGGAUACUGGUCCUUCAGAUGAGACCAAGGUCCGGUCAAAAAAAGAUCCUUCACUGCUCAAAGGACCUAAGUCCAAGUACAGAUUUUACACUGUGAGCUGCCCGGUAGGAUGGGAAAAGCACAACUCCUCCUGUUACCAUUUCAGCCGUGAACAAAUAUCGUGGUUUGAUGCCAUGAAAAUGUGCCAAGUUCACGGGGGUCACCUCGUUCACAUUGAAAAUGACCUGGAGGACAGAUUCAUUGUUAAUCUCAUGCAUAAAAAUAAUUGUAAUAGUGUAUGGCUGGGUGCUUCAGACUGGAACAUUGAAGGCUUAUGGGUAUGGGAGCCGAAUGGCGAUAGACUCAAUUAUACAAACUUUGACGUUGGAAGGCCUAAUAAUUUAGGCACAGAGAACUGUCUGAUGAUUGACGGCUCGUCUUAUAGUCAUCACAGCUAUAAGUGGGACGACAGGAGCUGCGAGAAUCUGCACUGUUACGUUUGCGAAUUAAUUGAUGCAGACGUUGGAUUUCUUAUUGGUUGAUGGUAUUUGAGAAGAAAAAUACAU